Molecule: messenger RNA, 2619 nt
Organism: Darwinula stevensoni
Lineage: Eukaryota; Metazoa; Arthropoda; Ostracoda; Podocopida; Darwinulidae
Source: the annotation of a GenBank genome assembly
AUGGCAGAGAAGGAAGAGAGAGGCGUGGACUCCCUCUCAUUGACGGUGAUCUCAGAUCAAGAGCAAGUGAUUGCUCGAAAAGCUGCUGCAGAAUUUGAGUUCUGCACUUACAAUGCCUGCUUAUCCUCUCUGAAGAAACUCGAAUCCCUUCGUCCCCAUGAUCCAAAGCUUCAGCACAACAAGGCUGUAACAGAGUUCUAUCUGUCAGGUUGUAAGGCCACUCCUCAGUAUCAGAGGGCUAUCACCAGUGUUUGCAAACAGGCUGGUAUCAAGCUUGAUGAAAUGGAACGUCUGGAUGACGUGAAUCAAGGCGUUCUCUAUCUUAAUCAUGCUGUGAUUUUGUAUCAUCAUCGGCAGUAUCGAGCUGCCAUCACCAUCCUCAACAAACUUUUUUCCUUUGUGGAACCAUUGGACGACAGGUUGGUGGCUCGGAUCAGCUGUCUCUUGUGCGAGUGCUACCUUUGCAUCCAGCAGCCAGAUAUGGCCCUUGGGAUUGUGAGCUUCAUGGAGAAUUCCCUGAAGUCUGGGAAGGAACCAUCAGGCCAUGAAGGAGAAGUUUUCAAGGGGAAGGUUGUUGAAUACAGGGUGAAAUGCUAUCUUCAGAUGAGGAACAUCAAAGUCCUGAAGAAGGAAGUCAAGAAUUUGACUGCCAAUGGAGGCAAUAACAUGUCAGCCAUCUUCAUGAAGGGGAAUUUGGAAUAUCUGAAGGGGAACCAUCGCAAGGCAGUUCAUUUCCUCAACUCAGCUGCCCCAUUGCUGCCAAUGGUGUCAUUACAGGAGAGGGGAGAGUCCCUGCCUGUUAUGUAUUACAAUAACAUGGCCUGCAUUCAUUUCCGCAUGGGGAAGCCCAACCUAGCCACAUUUUAUCUGCACAAGGCAAGCCAGGAAAAUGAGGCUGCACUCAGAGGACUUAAGUCAGACUCAGGAGAUUCAGGGGGAGUGCCAUUGUGGACACAGUUUGCAACCCGUCAUCCUGAAUUGCUCUAUAACAUGGGGAUCUGCCUCCUCCAUGCUGGGAAGCCCCGAGCUGCUUUUGAUUGCCUGGUUGAUGCCAUUCAAGUGUUCCAUUUCAAUCCCCUUUUAUGGCUUCGCCUUGCUGAAUGCUGCAUUGCUGCAUACAAAGCAGACAAUGAAGUGGAUUUCCACUUGCAAGAAAGAAAGAAAGAUCUGGUUCAAGGCACAGUUGGGGUUGGGGUUCAUCGCAAGAUCAUCCUACCCCCAAGAAUCUCCACUGGUCAACCUCAAAACAUGGAGGAGGGUGGGGGUGCUAUGCCUGUUGUCUCCCUGGAGUUUGCUUCAUUCUGCCUGAAGAAUUCACUAUUCCUCCUGGCAGAGCCCAUAAUUGGCAAGAAGAAAAAAAAGGAUUCGACUGGAGAAGAGGAAGAAGAGAAGCCUCUGCCAAAGAUCAGCUCACCAACAUCUUCACCUACCAAAAUGGCUUCUGCUCAGGUGUGCCCAUCAAAUCCUCUGAAAACACAGGAGCUUGGCUGGCUCAAGUGUUCUGUCUUGGCAAGCAGUGCAUAUGUUUCCUUGCGGCUGGGUGAUCCUCUGCAGGCACUUCAUCAUGCUCUCACUCUCCUUGAACAGCCCAAGCUUCCAGGAGUAUACAGGCUGCUGGGUCAUCUGUAUGCAGCUGAGGCUUUGGUUGGCCUGGAUAAGAUCUCAGAGGCCAUUGACCAUCUGAAUCCUGACAACAUUAAAGAUGCAAGCAUUGUAUAUCCUCCUACUGAAGAGCAUGCAUCAAAUGAUCACAGGGAGAAGGAGAGAGAGAAAGAAAGGGAACGGGAACGUGAGGGAAGCAGGGAGGCAAACCCAAUGCAGCCCCGAUUUGCACCCAAGUGGUUCCCUAAUUCCCUCUCUACUGCCAAAAUGGUGAUGCAGUACAAUCUAACUGUGGCUCAUUCCCUCCGUGGGGAACUGGAGAAGGCAGGAGAGUCCCUGAAGACUCUGUGGGUUUCAAAGGACCCCAAUACAGACAUCCCCAUCCAGGUCAUCCUACUGGCCCUCUAUAUACAGGUUCAGCUUGGACAUACUGACAUUGCCAGGAAGAUCAUCAAGCAGCAUUGUCCUCAGUAUAGUGUGGGAGAGAAUGUGAAACUUCUGCUGGAACGAGCAGAUGGACAGUACUGUUUCCGUCUCAUGAGGGACCGUGUGUACUACAUGUCUGAGGUCCUGAUGAAGCAGGCUGCAUCCAUUGGUCGAGAUGACCUCCUCAGCGCUGGCACUUGCUUUGGCAAAUUCACCAAGGGCAAGAAGUUCAGGCUUCAUGUCACAGCUCUUGACUACCUUGCCCCAUAUGCUCAGAAUGUAGUUGAUUGGAGAAUGCCCCAUGUUACAUGUGUCAUAGUUUUUCAACAGUACAAAGUUUGGGUGCGUCCAUCAGCUGAACAACAGUUCCUUUAUGGUCAACACAUCUUGAAAUCGGGCCUAGCUCGCAUCUCAGAAGCCACACCCAAGUACCAAGGUGUCAUCAUUCUCUCCAUGUCCGACCUCCCUCUGGGGUUUGGGGUAGCAGCCAAAUCAACAGGUGAAUGUAGGACUGCAGACCCAAUGACCAUUGUUUGCUUUCAUCAGGCUGACAUCGGAGAGUACCUGAGAAAUGAGAAUGAAUUGAUAUGA